Rubroshorea leprosula is the source of this 1494-nucleotide messenger RNA. The record is from the annotation of a GenBank genome assembly. NCBI's taxonomy places the organism in Eukaryota, Viridiplantae, Streptophyta, Magnoliopsida, Malvales, Dipterocarpaceae.
CCGAAAAUCCAUGGCUCUGAAUUUCAAUUACGUAAAGAUUUACAAUCGACACCCUUCAUUUGACGGUAUCUUCCACAGAGGCGUCAUUUUACAAUCUUUACGCGGUUUUUCCUCUCUCCGUUUUUUGUCCGGUUCUCUUAUGGUCAGACGCAAAGAUGGAAUUUUGAAAUGCUUUAGGAAUUUCCUACGACUAGGGUUUUUGUCCAAGGGAAGGAGGGAGAAGAAGAAGAAGAAGCGAAUAAUGGCACCACCGGUGAGGAUUGCGGGAGUUGAUCAGGAGUUGCGGAGGAUUUUGGAGGCUAACAUGGACGAGGUGCCUAAUCGGAGGAGGGCCCGGGAAGCAUUUAAGGAUAUUCAACUUGGGAUUGACCAUAUUUUAUUCAAGACUCCGUCUGAUGGAGUGAAAACGAAUGAGUCAUUUGAGGUGAACUCUAGAGGAUUGGAAGUUUUCUCAAAAAGUUGGCUUCCAAAGACCACUCGCCCCAAAGCGAUGGUAUAUUAUUGUCAUGGUUAUGGAGACACCUGCACCUUUUUCUUUGAAGGACUUGCAAGAAAGUUGGCAUUAUCUGGAUAUGGAGUUUUUGCAAUGGAUUAUCCAGGAUUUGGCAUGUCAGAAGGUCUUCAUGGCUAUAUUCCCAGCUUUGACAGGCUUGUUGAUAAUGUCGUUGAGCUAUACUCAAAAUUUAAAGAGGAUCCAGAUUUCAGUACUCUUCCAAGUUUCCUCUUUGGACAGUCCAUGGGUGGAGCUGUAGCUCUGAAGGUGCACCUAAAGCAACCUAAUGAAUGGAGUGGUGCCGUUCUUGUGGCACCCAUGUGCAAGAUUGCAGAUGACAUGGUUCCACCCCCAAUAGUAACUAAAGUGCUGAUCGGUGUAGCUAAAAUUCUUCCGAAACGUAAGUUGGUCCCACAAAAGGAUUUGGCUGAGGCAGCUUUUAGGGAAACAAAGAAGAGAGAACAGGUAGCCUAUAACGUUAUUGCUUACAAGGACAAGCCAAGGUUGCGUACUGCUGUAGAGAUGCUGAAAACGACUCAAGAGAUAGAACAUAAAUUGGAUAAGGUUUCAUUGCCAAUGUUAAUCCUGCAUGGAGAGUGUGAUGUUGUUACAGACCCGUCUGUAAGCAAAGCCUUAUACGAGAAAGCAAGCAGUUCAGACAAGAAGUUCAUUCAGUACAAGGAUGCUGCUCAUUCUCUUCUAGAGGGCGAGCCAGAUGAUAUGAUAGAACGUGUUUUUAGUGAUAUCAUUUCUUGGCUUGAUGAGCACUGCGAAGAGAGACCAUAACUCUUCUCUCUUGUACAAAAAGAUUAAAAAAAAAAAAAAAAAUUGGCAGUAAGGAUCGAAGGUCAAUAACUGGAGAAGAAUACGGGUAAUAAUAGGUUGUCGCAUACAUGCAUUACAUUGAAUGAUUCUUUGGGGGUAGAUUUGAAGAUUAUAUUAAACUCUUGAGAAUUCUUUCAGCAACAGAUCAAGAUUUCGUUAUUAUUAUUAUUAUUAUU